AUGGAGUACCUACCGCGCGACCCGGCUCCUCGAACUCGGGUAUACAACCUCAUGGAUGAAGGGAUGUCUUUCAAGAUCACGGUCGCCCUUCGUGCAAGAAGGGUGGAGAAGUGGAUCCGCACCGUGAAGAGGGACUACCUCAACAACGCACCAAAGAAGUGCGUCGGCUUGGGCUACGAGUUCACCGACCCUCGCGAAGGUAAUCAGCGCGCCUCCGUCCUUCAACUCUCGGUGACGUCCGAGAAUUUGGUAUUCCAGAUUUGUCGGGUUGAUGAAGUGCCACAAGUUCUCAAGGAGUUCUUGCAGGACGAGACCAUAAAAUUCUUUGGCGCGGCUAUCGGCAAGGAUGUGGAAAUGCUGAGUCACCACGAUAUUCAUAUUACUUCUGUGUUCGACCUCCAGAAGAUACUCCAGAAUUCCACCAACAAUCCAAUUCUGAGUCUAUAUGAUCUGGCGAAUUCUAUCAUUAGGACAAAUCUUGAGAAGAAUAAGAGGAAGAAGUACAAGAAGAAGGACGUCGCGGAAGAAAAAGAAGAGGAACUGAUAUUUGGGUGGGCCAAUGUUCCAUUGAGCUACGAGAAGUGCGCUAUGCCGUCCUGGACCCUCGUCUGGGCUUCGAGAUGGCUAGGAGUUAUUGGAAGCUAG
Molecule: messenger RNA, 645 nt
Organism: Lolium perenne
Lineage: Eukaryota; Viridiplantae; Streptophyta; Magnoliopsida; Poales; Poaceae
Biological process (GO): nucleobase-containing compound metabolic process
Cellular component (GO): nucleus; cytoplasm
Molecular function (GO): nucleic acid binding; 3'-5' exonuclease activity
Source: RefSeq, a predicted model, not a curated record